Messenger RNA from Ictidomys tridecemlineatus (thirteen-lined ground squirrel), 290 nucleotides. RefSeq names its product cytochrome c. The record is from RefSeq and is a predicted model, not a curated record. Gene Ontology annotation, molecular function: heme binding; electron transfer activity. NCBI's taxonomy places the organism in Eukaryota, Metazoa, Chordata, Mammalia, Rodentia, Sciuridae.
CUGCAGCAGAAUAAAAAAUGGGUAAUGGUGAGAAAGGCAAGAAGAUUUUUGUUCAGAAGUGUGCCCAGUGCCACACUGUGGAAAAGGGAGGCAAGCACAAGACUGAGCCAAAUCUCCAUGGACUGUUUGGGCCCAAGACAGGACAGGUAGUUGGAUUCUCUUAUACAGAUGCCAACAAGAACAAAGGCACCACCUGGGGAGAGGAUACACUGAUGGAGUAUUUAGAGAGUCCCAAAAAAGUACUUUCUGGCACAAAAAUGAUCUUCACUGGCAUUAAGAAGAUGGGAUAA